AUGAGCAGCCACCGCAACCACGUUCUGGUUUUACCAUUUCCAGCUCAAGGACAUGUGAAUUGCCUCAUGAUCCUCUCUAAUAAACUAGCCCAACAUGGCCUCAGAAUCACCUUUGUGAACUCAGAUUUCAACCACAGACGAGUGGUGAAGGCAAUGAACGAGGAGGAGGAAGCAGAGAAGAAGAAGAGGAAAUUGCCUGUGGAAUUAGCGUCCAUCUCAGAUGGUAUGGGUCCUGAAGAUGACCGAAACAACGUGGCUAAACUAAUGCUGGCAAUUUUAAGAACAAUGCCCUCAGAGCUUGAGAAGCUCAUCGAAGGCAUUAAUGGCAGAGGAGAUAGAAUUACGUGUGUGGUGGCAGAUGUAAAGAUGGGAUGGGCCUUGGAAGUCUCGCAUAAGCUGGGUAUCAAAGCUGCUGUUAUCUGUCCUACAACUGCUGCUGUUUUUGCCUUGGAACUUCACAUGCCCAAGCUGAUUCAACAUGGAUUGAUGGAUUCUAAUGAAACCAUCCAUUUUUGGAUUGCCAAUAUAAAAGGGGAAUUUGAGAUAUCCCCAGAUAUUCCGAAGAUGAACACAUCUGACAUUGCAUGGUGUUGUAUUGGAGACUUAGACUCUCAAAAGACUAUUUAUGAUUACCUUGCAAGAACGAUAAAAGCUUCACACUUAACAGAUUGGUGGCUUUGCAAUACAACUUUUGAACUUGAACCUGGAGCCUUAUCCUUAUACCCUAAGAUCCUACCCAUUGGACCAUUAAUGGAGAGCCAUGAGAACCUAAGUACUCGGUCACUUGGGCAGUUUUGGGAAGAGGAUCUUUCUUGCUUAAGAUGGCUAGACCUGCAACCAUCAUGUUCAGUCAUUUACGUUGCUUUUGGUAGCUUCACUGUGUUUGAUCCAACCCAAUUCAAAGAGCUAGCUUUAGGACUUGAGCUUACCCAAAGGCCUUUUCUUUGGGUUGUUCGGGAAGAUACACAUGGGGGAGGCACAAAAAUAGCAUAUCCAGACGAGUUUGAGGGCAAAAAGGGAAAAAUUGUUAAAUGGGUACCUCAGAAAAAGGUUUUGAGCCAUCCUGCCAUAGCUUGCUUUGUUAGCCAUUGUGGCUGGAAUUCCACCAUGGAAGGUUUGAGCAAUGGAGUGCCUUUCCUGUGUUGGCCAUAUUUUGCAGACCAAUUCUUUGACAAGAAUUGUAUUUGUAAUGAGUGGAAGGUGGGACUGGGAUUUGAUUCAGAUGAAAAAGGAAUAAUCUCACGCCAAGAAAUCAAGAAAAAAGUGGACAUGUUGCUUGAAGAUGAGAGCAUAAGGGCAAGGUCCUUGAAGCUAAAGGAUAUUAUGAUGAAUAAUAUAAAGGAAGGGGGUACUUCAAUGGAGAACUUCAGGAAAUUCUUGGAAUGGGUUAAACUGUUAGAUGCUUAA
Molecule: messenger RNA, 1407 nt
Organism: Neltuma alba
Lineage: Eukaryota; Viridiplantae; Streptophyta; Magnoliopsida; Fabales; Fabaceae
Product: UDP-glycosyltransferase 83A1-like
Exons: 3
Coding region: 1-1407 (468 amino acids)
Molecular function (GO): quercetin 3-O-glucosyltransferase activity; quercetin 7-O-glucosyltransferase activity
Source: RefSeq, a predicted model, not a curated record